GUAUAUUCUCUUUUUGAUAUAAGAGCUACACCAUCACCAUCUCGUAAUACUCCACCGACUGAAUCGAGCUUUUUCCAAUCACGUUCACCCGCACGUCUCAUCAUGCCUCGCGCUGCGGUACCGAGAAACAUCAUCAUCGUUGGUGCGGGCAUCGGGGGUCUCGCAGCAGCCCUCGCCCUUCAGACUGACGGGCACAAUGUCACGAUGCUAGAUUCCUGUUUCGAGUUCGCCGAAGCCGGCGCAGGCAUUCGAGUGCCGCCGAAUAGUGCACGCCUUCUCUUGCGGUGGGGCGUCGACAUGGCCAAGAUGAAGAAGUCCGUCUCCAACGCAUAUCACUUCGUGCGCUGGGCAGACGGAUCCACGAUCGUCCGCAUCCCGUUCGAGAACAUCGUCGAGAACCACGGCGCGCCAUAUUAUCUCAUUCAUCGAGCGGAUCUCCAUUCCGGACUGCUGGAGGCUGUCAAGCGGGCGGGUGUAAAUAUCGUAACCGGCGCGCAGGUGGUGGACUACGACUUUGAGACGCCGAGCGCGAAGACGUCCACCGGACGGGUUUAUACCGCUGAUCUUAUCGUCGCAUCUGAUGGCAUCAAGUCCAUCGCCCGUCCACUUCUCACAGGGCAACCCGACGUCCCGCGCGACACAGGAGAUGUCGCCUACCGCAUUCUCAUUCCCGGCGCGGAGCUCCUGAAGGACGCCGAUCUCGCGCCGCUCAUCACUUCCCCAGCGACGACGUCCUGGUGCGGACCAGACGCGCACCUCGUCGGCUACCCGAUCCGCGACGGCGAGCUGUACAACAUCGUGGUGUGCGCGACUUCGCGCAACGAGACGACAGACGAAGUGUGGGUAGUCAAAGGCUCGAACGACGAACUCUGCCAACGCUUUGCGUCCUGGGAGCCGCGCGUGCAAAAACUGUGCAAGCUGACGCGGGACUUUAUGAAAUGGCGACUAUGCGACUUACCGGUGCUCACGCGCUGGGUGCAUGCGUCGGGUAAGGUAUGUCUGCUGGGGGACUCGUGCCAUCCAAUGCUUCCGUACCUUGCGCAGGGCGCAGCGCAAGCCGUCGAAGACGCCGCAGUGCUCCGCCAGGUCCUCGCGUCUACCCAAUCGCUCUCGUCGGCGUUGAAGCAGUAUGAGAGCAUUCGCAUGCCGAGAGCAAGUCUAGUCCAGGCGAAAACGAGGGAGCAUCAGUAUAUUCUGCACAUUGACGAUGGGGAGGAGCAGAAGGUCCGGGACGUGUUGAUGAAGAGGAACGAGGAGCAGAAUCCCGUGUUUUGGGGCUGGGACAAGCGCAAGAACUGGCUCUUCAGCCACGAUGCAGAGGUCCUUGGGCACGAGGGGGCGAAUUGGAGGACGAGCGGUAGGGAGGCCAGACUGUAAAUAUCUUGCUUAGCCUACUCCCACAUAGCGAA
Messenger RNA from Trematosphaeria pertusa, 1409 nucleotides. RefSeq names its product salicylate hydroxylase. Gene Ontology annotation, molecular function: monooxygenase activity; FAD binding. Bases 103 to 1377 code for a protein of 424 amino acids. NCBI's taxonomy places the organism in Eukaryota, Fungi, Ascomycota, Dothideomycetes, Pleosporales, Trematosphaeriaceae. Gene Ontology annotation, biological process: secondary metabolite biosynthetic process. The record is from RefSeq and is a predicted model, not a curated record. The transcript has 3 exons.